This is a messenger RNA of Trichoplusia ni (cabbage looper), 1223 nucleotides long. Its product is annotated as filaggrin-2-like. NCBI's taxonomy places the organism in Eukaryota, Metazoa, Arthropoda, Insecta, Lepidoptera, Noctuidae. The transcript is spliced from 3 exons. The record is from RefSeq and is a predicted model, not a curated record. Bases 261 to 1142 code for a protein of 293 amino acids.
CCGAUCCCGUACAGUGAGCAAAAUCCUUGAAACAUUACGUACAGAUAUGACACACGAGGUCAAUCACGUUCGGAAGCUCAAUAAGCCUAAAACUAAUUACAAAGCGUAUCAUAGCAUCGGUUUCUCUUGGAUAUGACGUCACAUGCGAGUACUGAGGAUCGAGAGUAGAUGGUAUAUAAUAGGUCAGCCGCCUCGAUGCAUCACAGUUCAACUUCAGCUUCAUCCACAUUAGGUUUGGAGUGUUCCAACAAAUUUACAAAAUGAAAUUGUUCGUGAUCGCUGCCCUCGUCGCCGUGGCCGCUGCCGGCCGUCUGGAACACCUGGAACGCUCCUACCUUCCUCCGGACAACAACUCGGUCGGCUCAGCCAGGUCCUUCGGUUCAAACGGAGGCUUCGGAUCCUCUCAGGGUGGAUUCGGCUCAAACUCCCACGGAUCUUUCGGAAACUCCGGUGCCUUUGGCUCUGCUGGCUCCGGCCUGGGCCGCCAAAACGGUGGAUUCUCCUCUGCGGCUACUUCGAACAAAUACCUUCCCCCUAACCAGGGAUCUGGAAACUCUGGUGCUUUUGGCUCCGGCGGUUUCGGUUCUUCCGGCAAUGGACAGCACGGUGGAUCUGGCGGUUUUGGUUCUUCCGGCAACGGCCAGCACGGUGGCUCCUUCUCUCAGGCUACAUCCAACAAAUACUUGCCUCCUAACCAAGGCUCCGCUGGAUCUGGUGCUUUCGGAAACGGUGCCUUCGGAUCUGCUGGAUCUGGUAUCUCCCGCCCCAACGGUGGAUUCUCCUCUGCUGCUACCUCCAACAAGUACUUGCCCCCCAACCAAGGCUCCGGCUCAAACGGUGUGAACCAGUUCGCUCGCUCCCAACAAGGUUUUGGUGGUGCCCAAAACUACCGCAGCCAGCAAUACAACCAGGGUUCCUCUCAGUACAGCCAGAACGGUCAGUCCCAGUUCUCCGCCCCGAGCUCUCAGUACGGCGCCCCCAGCUCCCAGUACAGCGCUCCCAGCUCCCAGUAUGGCGCCCCUAGCUCCCAGUACUCUCAGUCUGGUGCCGCCAGCCGCCAGUACCUGGCCCCCAGGGCCGGCCCCUCCCAAUCUCAGGGCCCUCAACAGAGCUUCGAUGAACAGACCGGCUACCAUUACUAAGUGUGUUCAUAAUCGACCUAGAUUUGUUUAGUCAAUUGAAAUGUAUUGUUUUGUAUAUAAAUAAAAGAUGUGUAUAUAUUA